This is a messenger RNA of Dovyalis caffra, 504 nucleotides long. The record is from the annotation of a GenBank genome assembly. Lineage: Eukaryota; Viridiplantae; Streptophyta; Magnoliopsida; Malpighiales; Salicaceae.
AUGGCGUCGUCGCCGCCACCGCCGCCUGCCUCCGUUUCCAGAUCGGAGCUUCUUAAGGACUCUCCGAUGAAAUCUAAUCAAGAGACAACUGUAACAAACAAAGAGGUUUUAUCAGUUAUUGAAUCCUUAAAGAAGCAAGUUGCAGCUGACAGAUGCGUUUAUGUUAUGAAAAGGAUGGAAGAGAACAAACAAAAGUUGGCUGGUGUUACAAACCACCUUUCUAAGUUGUCAAAGGAAAGGAAGAACAAUUGGAUUACUGAUACUGACAACAGUAUAGAUUUAUUUACAAGGAGGCAAAAGGAUGCACUCAGUAUGCAUGGUGGUAUUGAUGCAAGUAAUGUAGAUAAGGAUAGCCAUGGCUCUGAAGAAGAUGGGCAUACUUCUACUGCAGUUCUUUUGGGAUCCAGUAUCCCUGUCAAGAAUGCAGUACGGCCUAUUAAGCUACCUGAAGUGAAGAGAUUACCUCCUUAUACGUCAUGGAUUUUUUUGGACAGGUAUGUUUAG